Molecule: messenger RNA, 923 nt
Organism: Dermatophagoides farinae (American house dust mite)
Lineage: Eukaryota; Metazoa; Arthropoda; Arachnida; Sarcoptiformes; Pyroglyphidae
Source: RefSeq, a predicted model, not a curated record
UGGAUUUUAAAAAAUUCAAAAAAUUAAAAAAAAAACUUUUCAUUUCCGUGUUUGUUCGUGUGUGUGUGUAUAGUAAUGCAGUAAUCAAAAGUAUUUUAUUCUUUCUACAUAUCAAAUUUGGCCCCAGAUCAAUGGCCAAUAGAGAUCAGUAUGAUGCAAAUCACCAUUAUCAACAACAACAACAACAAAGAUCUUGUAGAACGAUUGAUACUGGCAGCAGAAGCAACAACAACAACAACAGUAGAAGAAAUCAUAGCAGCAGCAACGGCGGCGGCAUCAACAGUAAUAGAAAUAGCAACAGUUUCAUUGGUAGUAGCAUCAAUAUGAUCAAUAAUAAUAGACGUAGCAAUAAUAAUAAUAAUCAGGAUUCAAAUAAUCAAUCAAAUCAUCAUCAUCAUCAUUAUUAUUAUAAUAAUCAACAUGAAAAUAAUACGGUAUUUGGAAAUGAAAGAGGUGGAAUAACAACACCAACGCCAUCAACAACAAGUUGGCGCCAAUCACAUAGUAGACGUAGAGAUAAUUUUACUAAUGGUAAUGGUGAUCAUAGUGGUGGUGGUGGUGGUGGUGCUGGUGGUGCUGGUUCUCGUGGUGGUAGUAAUAUCGGUAAUCAUAACAGUAUUAAUCAAAGUAGUAGCAAUGAUAAUAGUAGUAGUAAUCGUGCUGCAACACAUCGGCGACAAUUUGCACCAGAUAAUGAUUGGUUUCGUGAAUUACGUGAACAAGAAGAAUUGGAUCGCCGUUAUUCGGAACGUCUUCGCCGCUAUUAUCAACGACAAAAUGAACGUGUACAAAUGAAUGAACAAUUAGAACGUUUACGACAACAGCAACCGAAUCCAAAUCAACCUGUAUCAUUUGAAUUUUUUGAAGGUAUGCGUCCAUUUAUGGAUAAUCAUCAUCAUAAUAAUCGUCGUCAACCAAAUAAU